This is a messenger RNA of Cydia pomonella (codling moth), 910 nucleotides long. RefSeq lists its product as uncharacterized. The transcript is spliced from 2 exons. The record is from RefSeq and is a predicted model, not a curated record. NCBI's taxonomy places the organism in Eukaryota, Metazoa, Arthropoda, Insecta, Lepidoptera, Tortricidae. Bases 356 to 691 code for a protein of 111 amino acids.
ACAGUCCACAAUGCCCAUAUACCUUGUGUCUUACAUAGUUUCCUUAGUCACGCAAAAUAGGCGCCAGUCGUCGAGUUGCGGAAAAUCGCCCGUAUUACAAUACAAUACAAAAGUUUCUUUAGCAGCCCUUUCGAUUCUUCAGUGCCUCUUCGAGUUGUGAGACGCUGGCUUUGUGUCAGUACUUACAAACGAGAUUGAUGUUGAUUUUAAUAAGGAGUUGGUAGGUAAGUAGCUAACAGUGUAAACCAAAUAACUCGAAAUCCAAUACUCCCAAUAGUCAUGUUCAUAUUAAUACUAUUUAUACAUUUCAGAGCCACAGUUCUUAGCGACCAGUGGUGGACGCGAAGUCCUGCAAAUGGGUCAUUACAGCUACUACAAGAACAACCGGAGUCGCGGCCCGAAGGCGACCUAUUUCUGCAUUCGUAACGGCACGUUGGGCCGCGCCUCCACCGUCGUUCUCGAAAACAUCGUCUUAACGAUCAAGAACUACCACAACCAUCGUCCAUUGUUCACGACAACGCGUUACGGCAAGCCGGCCAUCUUGCUAGGUCGGUUCCGGUUCACGAAGAAUAACCGCAGCAAAGGGCCAAAGGCGCUGUGGACAUGCAGUCGCGUCAGCGCGGGUUGCCGGGCUACCAUAUCUACUAUCGACGAUGUUAUAUAUAAGCAAAAAAAUGAGCACAAUCAUUAAUGGCACUACCCAUAUUUACUAUAAAGUAGACAGAAGCUGAGUUGGGUUUAUAAUUUAAAAAGGUAAUUUUUACUUAACCAAUACCAAGGCAACCCAAUAACUUUUCACAAAACUUAUUAGUUAGGUAAUCAGUAUAGCUAUCGAAAGUUAAAAGUUUGUUCUUAAAGCUGUUGUGCGUGUAUUACUGGAGACAAAAUAAAUAUUUGUAAUGAAAACAUA